UGCGUAAUUUGGGGAUGUGGUCCGCCGCACCGAAGAGAAAGUUUGACAGUGAGCUGACCCAGCGGGCUGAUUAAAACGGCGACUUCCUUCCUCUGCCGGCGCACUAGCAUGGAGUUGGGGGUUUAUAAGUGCGAGCUAAACCGUUUCUCAAACAAACAAGCCUAUAGACCGCUGGAACUCGCGAGAACUUAAAACCACAACCGAGGUUCAAACAUGAAGGAUCUAACGGGACUGUUUGUUGUUGUGGUGUUGGUUUUCCUGUCGGGGGGAACCGUCGAGACAGUGCCGGAUAGCGGAUACUGCAUUGUGAACCAGUGUUUUACUGUUGUCCAAGACCCAAUCGAUUUCACAACAGCGCGGGAUCAAUGCAGAGGUCAGGGUGGUCACCUAAUGACAGUGCGCUCAUCUGUAUCACAUGAUGUCCUUUACAUCUUGUUGGGAAACUUUACGGGACAGUUCUGGAUCGGUUUACAUCUCCUGACCGGCUGCCCAGACGCUGCUGCGGGGCUGAAAGGCUUCCAGUGGGUGACCAAAGAUAACGAAAGUGACUUCUUCAAUUGGGCGCCAGGUUUUGACAGCAGCUGCUCAUCUCAUCGCUGCGUCUCAGUUUCCAAAGAGAGCGACUUUAAAUGGACCCAAGAACCAUGUGGCGAGCAGGCGGCCGGGUUUCUCUGUGAGUUCAGCUUCAGUGAGCCGUGCAAAAGUCUGGCGGUUACAGAGGGCGAGACUGUCUCCUACAUGACGCCGAUGGGGUUCGGAGGCGAGGAUAUGCUGUCUCUGCCCCCCGGGAGCAUCGCCACCCGGAUGCCAUCGGAGAGUAAAUACCUCUGCUUCUCCGAGCAGUGGCUGCAGGCGCCCUGGAACUGCGAGAUACUCGAAGGCGGGUGCGAGCACAAAUGCGUGGAGAACCCAAAGGAGGCCCCCUCUUGUUACUGCCCUGCGGGACAAAGCGUCAACCCUGCGAACAAUGUCACCUGCGAUGUGGUACCAGACGACCCGUGCGCCGCCCUGGGAUGCGAGCACGCUUGCUACAAGGACGGAGACUCCCACGUGUGCAUAUGCGACCACGGCUUUAAACUGGCCGCGGACGGCAGGUCGUGCGUGGAUUUCAACGACUGCACGGACCAACGGCAGUGUCCCGGGGAAAACUUCAGGUGCAUCAACACCGUCGGAGGAUUUCAGUGCGUCUGCAAGGAGGGUUACUCGCUGAGCGGCAGCCUGUGCGUCGACCAGGACGAGUGCGCGUCCGCACCGUGCGAGCACAUGUGCGACAACACUCCGGGUAGCUACAAGUGCUCGUGCUAUGAUGGACAUAUAGUGGACCCAAAGUCCCCGAAUAAAUGUAAACUUCACUGCGGGGAGGAAGAAUGCGAUGCGCAGUGUGACCCAAAUGAUGUGUUCCAGUGCUAUUGCCCUGAUGGUUACGUAAAGGAGGAAAGAGACGAGGGGGCAUUUUGCAUAGACAUUGACGAGUGCUCGUUCUUUUAUUGUGAUCAGGGCUGUGUAAACACAUUCGGCAGCUACGUGUGCUCGUGCAAUCCGGGAUUUACGUUAGUCGGCGAAUACAGGUGCGUAAAAGACGAUAAAGGUACGGUCACAGAUGGAGGGAUGGGAGGCAAGACAGCGGCCACCACUCCAGACAUCCCCACAACACCGUCUAUACCACCUCCUGAUCCAACAAGGCAGCCCUCGGGGGUGACAGUGGGGGGUCUUGUUGGGAUCAUAGUGUGCACUGUCUUUUUUAUUGUGCUGAUAGUUUUUUUGGCGCAUCACUUUCUCAACCGCGGAGGGAAGAUGGAGAGCGCCGGUGCGCUCAAAGCUCAUGAGGAUGAGGGUCACAGUUUACACCGUGUGACGAGUGACACUUCUUGAAGGAAAAAGAAGAACAGUCUCAAAGAGACAGCUGAAGCAAGACAUGUGAAUGUACAGAUCAACAGAACUGCAGAGACAGUUUUAGACUUGUUAUGAAGGAUGCAGAUUUCACAACAAAACAGAACUGGGGUGAUGCUAGAGGAGAUAAGGUCACUAUAAACUCACAGAGCAACAGAAAUAUUACGCAAACAGCUUAAGUUUUCUUUAACGAAGGAUAUUCACUGCAGUAGACAGUUCAACUGACAUACAACAGAUUCAAUGUAAAGUAAGAAUGACAAAGAACUUUGUUUUUUUAAAGUUUGUGAUGAAACAGUAUUAAAUUAUAAAAAAAGUGAAUGAAAGAGAA
This is a messenger RNA of Lates calcarifer (barramundi perch), 2218 nucleotides long. RefSeq names its product thrombomodulin-like. Gene Ontology annotation, molecular function: calcium ion binding; transmembrane signaling receptor activity; extracellular matrix binding. The transcript has a single exon. Gene Ontology annotation, cellular component: external side of plasma membrane; extracellular matrix; membrane. The record is from RefSeq and is a predicted model, not a curated record. The coding region runs from base 214 to 1872 and encodes 552 amino acids. Lineage: Eukaryota; Metazoa; Chordata; Actinopteri; Centropomidae. Gene Ontology annotation, biological process: cell migration.